This is a messenger RNA of Truncatella angustata, 1300 nucleotides long. RefSeq lists its product as uncharacterized. Gene Ontology annotation, biological process: peptidyl-histidine methylation, to form tele-methylhistidine. Bases 105 to 1202 code for a protein of 365 amino acids. The record is from RefSeq and is a predicted model, not a curated record. Gene Ontology annotation, molecular function: protein-L-histidine N-tele-methyltransferase activity. The transcript is spliced from 2 exons. NCBI's taxonomy places the organism in Eukaryota, Fungi, Ascomycota, Sordariomycetes, Amphisphaeriales, Sporocadaceae.
CAACCACAAUCCCUGACCGCAAGCUAUUUAGGUCUAGAAUAUCAAAACCUCGCUCCUUGACCUAUCAGAAAAGAGCCUGUGCGGCGUUGACGCUUCCGCUCACAAUGUCGUUUUCCUUUGGGUUUUCAGGGGAUGAUAUAGACGAAAAUGAGCAGCAAACGGGCACCAGCAUCCCGCCCAAGCCAGCCGAGACAACGGCUGCGCCAAGCAGCGCAUUCCCGGUAGCUGGCAAGCCACUACUACCUGCCACGCGCCAUAACCUCAAGCAGAUGCUGUCUGAGCUGCCUUCAAAAGUCGCCUACAGCACAUUAGACGUUCAAUUGGAUGGCGGUGAGACAAUUAAGCUUCCGCGACGUGAGCUGUGGGACGUUCGCGUGCAGCUGAUGGCUGAAGAGGGAGAGAGCGGCGAGACAGAAGCAGGUCUGGGAAGUCAUGAUGUGAAAACUGGCGUGUACGAAGGUGGCUUCAAGUCCUGGGAAAGUAGUGUGGAUCUGGUCAAAGUCUUGGAACAGUCAAGAACGUUUCUAGAAUCGCAGGAUGGUGUUCCCUGUGUGGUCGAGCUUGGAUGCGGGACAGCCCUGCCUUCUUUGGCUCUCUUUCAUUGGGCCAAUCUGGCCAGAAAGGACGCGAAUCCUAGACCUCUGUCGAUCAUAUUGGCCGAUUAUAACUCUACCGUCCUGCAGCUCGUAACUCUACCCAACUUCGUCCUAUCCUGGGCUUUGCAGCAAGCAGCAGGCUCCAUCUUGCUGACUGAAGCGUUUGCUUUCGAGGAAGGGGAGUUAGAGCUCACAGCUGAAGUUGUUCACGCAUUCGAGGAGUUUCUAACUACUCAGAACAUCAACUUACAGUUCAUUUCUGGUGGCUGGUCGCAUGAUUUUGUCGAGCUCGUCAAAUCUGCUCAAACCCACCUCCAAAACGACGAUACGAAGCAGAAGACUAUGAUCUUAGGUGCAGAAACUAUAUAUUCGCCAUUUGCUUUGCAAUCCUUUACUGAAACUAUAUUCUCACUCAUGAAACAUUCACAAACCACGGGAAGCGAGGCGGAAGUUUACGCUGCCGCCAAGAAGAUGUACUUUGGUGUCGGAGGCUCCCUUGACGACUUUGUGGUGAAGGCAAGAGAGCUGGGAGCGGUUGUGGACCAACUUCGAGAAGAAACAGAAGGCGUGCGCAGGGGCGUCGUUAAGUGCUAUCUGAGACCAUAAAGUUCUACAAGCCUCGCAAAAACCCGAGCCCAUAGAGAAUAUUCACCGCGAUGAGGUCCAACCACAUGCGUCAUGAAAAUCACAGUAGUGCCAACAAC